AUGCAGAAGUGGGGGCUGUGGGCCGCGUCCAUCCUGACCCUUCUCUCCGCACAGGCCUUUCCGCAAACGGACAUCAACAUCAGCCCAGCCAUGCCAGAGCUGCCCCAGGCUUCCCUAUGCCCCCUCUUCUGGAUGGAGUUCAAAGGCCACUGCUACAGAUUUUUCCCUCUCAAUAAGACCUGGGCUGAGGCUGACUUCUACUGCUCGGAGUUCUCCAUCGGCAGGAAGUCCGCCAAACUGGCCUCCAUCCACAGCUGGGAGGAGAAUGUCUUUGUGUACGACCUUGUGAACAGCUGUGUUCCUGGGAUUCCAGCUGACAUCUGGACAGGGCUUCACGAUCACAGGCAGGAAGGGAAGUUUGAAUGGACAGAUGGCUCACCCUAUGAUUACAGCUACUGGGAUGGGAGCCAGCCGGACAACGGCGUCCAUGCAGACCCAGAAGAGGAGGACUGCGUGCAGAUAUGGUACCGGCCCACCAGCGCUCUGAGGUCAUGGAAUGAUAACACCUGCAGCCGGAAGUUCCCUUUUGUCUGCAAGAUCACAGCUCUGACCAUUCACUGAUGCAUUCUCGCCCUCACGUUGCAAGCCCAACUCUAGCAUUGACUUGUAGCUCUACCUGAUGUAAAGUCGACGCUCA
This is a messenger RNA of Cervus elaphus (red deer), 637 nucleotides long. RefSeq names its product C-type lectin domain containing 19A (gene CLEC19A). The record is from RefSeq and is a predicted model, not a curated record. NCBI's taxonomy places the organism in Eukaryota, Metazoa, Chordata, Mammalia, Artiodactyla, Cervidae. The transcript is spliced from 5 exons. Bases 1 to 561 code for a protein of 186 amino acids. Gene Ontology annotation, molecular function: signaling receptor activity.